Molecule: messenger RNA, 1194 nt
Organism: Peronospora farinosa
Lineage: Eukaryota; Oomycota; Peronosporomycetes; Peronosporales; Peronosporaceae
Source: the annotation of a GenBank genome assembly
AUGGGCAGUGUGUACACGCGCGUCCGCAGUAUUUCGUCGCUACGACCAGGUGAUCAUAUUUGCAUCUGGGACCACAGUCGUUGGCCGUUUUCGUACCAGCAUCACGGCAUUGUGUGGGCAUCCAGUGACCAGCUGGCGGAUGUACGUGUGUGUCAUGUGUGGAGCCCGUUACAAAGCUAUAAAGAAGCUCAGGCCGACUCGUGUUUUCGUAUAUCGCCGCUGGAAGAGUUCCUGUACAAUCGCAAUGUAAAGGACCUUCGUCUCGUGGAAUACCACACAUCGGCAUUUCGAGACUUUUUAUCCAAGUGGGGCGAGGUGCAUCGAGGCAAGUCGGAUCUGCCCGAAGUUGUGCUCGCACGAUGCAAAUUCUUACUGGGAUUGGGCAAAGGCGACUUCAAUAUCUUUACCCAAAACUGUGAACAUGCUGCGCAUUGGUGUAAGACUGGACAUCAGUGGUCCAAGCAAAUACUUACAAAGGUCAGUGGUCGUGUACCAUUUGAGAAACACCUUGCAAAGGAGGACAUUGAUGCGCUAGAGAACGAGAUUGAGGAGAUCAAGGGCAUUUCACGUACAGUGGUUAAUAACGUGCUCAGGUUAUCGGGAUCCAAGGUGUAUCUUCGUGUUUGUGGCAACAAGUACGUGCGAAUCAUGGACGACGGACUCCAUGUAAAUGUUGUACCCCAAGGUGAGAACCCGGACACGUGUAAGCGCACAGCCUUCCGCCUUGAAUGCUACUCUAAGGAGUACAAUUGCGUGAAAGUUGCCUUUUUCCAUGAAGAAUCAGGUCGCUAUAUGUUCAGUCGCUCGACUUUCUCGUGCUUUCGUGACUUGCGCAUGAAGAAGGCCAACUGCUUACGCGGCACAUCCGGCAUGCGAUGGGAAUACUCAUCGGGCGGCCAUCUUAACAGUAUGAACCAACACCGUCGAUAUAUUGGCAUGCGUGAUGACGGUUUGCUUGUUGACGUCGGCCUUCGCGGGGACGCAUCAUACUUUGAGUUCGUGCCGUGCGUCUCACCAAGCAGCAUAAGUACCAGCCAGUCCGCAUCGUACGUGUCGCCGCCGGACAUUACGCUAACCAAGCGAUCUUACAACCACGCCAAGACCGUGAGGGAGACCAGAUCGCAGAGCAUGAUCGAUUUCGAGGAGGAGCAACGCGGACUACCUGAAGUCACCCUCUAUGAGCCCAUGCAAUGA